AUGGUGUUCGCCCGUCUGACCCAUUACGCUUUUGACGCGGUGCUUGUCUCCGCCUUCCUCGCCGGCGUGAAGCGCUCAACUGGUCUGACCCCCAGCCUCGACUCCGACAAGAUCACCGAGAACAAAGACUUCAAGAAGUGGAUCGACAGCUACCUCGGUGUGGGCGAGUGGGUGAUGGAUCAGAGUGUGUUCGUUUUGGGGUCGUCGGGCUGGUUUGAGCGGAAGCGGUGA
This is a messenger RNA of Aspergillus chevalieri, 231 nucleotides long. RefSeq names its product DUF1748 domain-containing protein. The coding region runs from base 1 to 231 and encodes 76 amino acids. The record is from RefSeq and is a predicted model, not a curated record. Lineage: Eukaryota; Fungi; Ascomycota; Eurotiomycetes; Eurotiales; Aspergillaceae. Gene Ontology annotation, cellular component: cytoplasm. The transcript has 4 exons.